AUCCGCGCUGCUGGGGCCGGGGACCGCGGUGGCUGGGGGUGGAGGGACAGUCCGGGCGGUGUGGAGUCGUACCCCGAAGACGGGGGCGUGUGGCUGCGGUCGGUGAGGGGCCCCGCGGAGCGGUGUCCCCGGCCCGUGGUGCUUUGCUGCCUGCCCGCGUUGGAAAGGCCUUCCCGUUGCGCCGGCCCUGGGGCGCUGCGGGCAGCCGAGCCUGGCGAGGGGGCGAGUGGCGUGCCGGGUGCCUUUGUUAGGCCUUCAGCGAGUUUACAUGGUUGCUUUUCUUCCCUAAGGCAUCUGCGUGCUGUGCCAGCGCUGCAGGCCGGAGCUGCGGCAGAGACCUCGAAGGAUGCUGAGCUGCGGCUUAGCAAACUGAAACAUGACUGAUACAGAUGAGUCCCAGGCUUCUGGCUCCGAUUACCCUGAUGCCCAGGAGCUGAUCAGCCCCCAGCAGGAGGAGCCAUUCGAGGUGUGCUCAUGGCAAAGGAAUGCAGGAGCAGAGCGGUCAAGGCAGAAGGCAGCUGCUCCUCAGGAGUCUGCAGACCAUCCCAACAGCACGUGUAAAUCAUCAGCUGCUUCAGCUGAGGUUUUACUGAUCAGCAGUGAUUCAGAAAGUGAUGUCUCUGCUGCUCGUCCUGAGUGCUCCGUUGCACCUUCCAAGCCGAAAAGGCGAUCUCAAUCUUCAAGGCAACAAGCUGAAUCUGGUACAGAAGUACCUGACAAUGAAAGCUCCUCAGAUUCUUCCCUGUCUCCCCAAAGUCCAGGGAAAUCAUUAGAAGUUCCCAAGCAGCAGAAGUCUAAAUUCAAUUUGAAGGCCAUUUUUGCCUAUCACUUCAGGGGAAGGAAGUUCAAAGCCGCCGCACACCGAAAAUACAAAGUACAGGCACGGAAGAGCAAGAAAAAGUAUGAGAGCACACACAUGCCCACAGGGAGGCCCCCACUGACAGCCUCACCUCAGGAGCAAAAGAGGAGGCUUCUAGACAGGGGUUUUCAAUUCCCUUUUGUUGAAAAACAUUAUGGGGAGAAACAUAUUCCCUUAAAGAUGGUUCUUGACUAUGAGCAAGCAGCUGCAAAGGGGUAUUUCAAGUAUAUUGAAGUGCUUAAAUAUGAAGAACAUCUUAAGAAAGCUUUAAAAGCCCUUCAGGCCAGUGAUGACUUAGAAAAAGAGUGUAUGGUGUUACGGAAGCACAAGUACUUAGAUGAUGAAGGCCCCAUUUCCCCUAUUCAGCAGACAGAUGAUGAUGAGGACAGCUUGAAUUCUGAUACUCAGGAACACCUUGAUGCCAGAGUAGUGGAGAACAGCUCUUUCAUUCUAAGCAGCACAAUUCCCAAAAAAAAAAAGUCAAAGCCAAAAAGAAAACAUGCCAAACCGCCUGAAGUGAUUGAAAUAAUGGAUGAAGAAGAGGGUGCUGAAGAGAACUCUGUGCCUCUGCAAGGCUCACCUUGGUGAACAGCAGAUGGACCAGUGAGGUGGCAGUGGUCGUUCCUCAGAGACCUUUUCAUGGGCCUGUUUGGUUUAAAGCAUUGGUCUGGAAUCACUGUUCAUCUCUCCACCCAGCUGCCCAGGCACAUUUGGCUUACUUUUAUGUUGUUUUGGAAGAUGAAAUACCUCUUUGUUUUCUUGGUGCAUAAGAUGAGCACACUCAGACUGCAGCAGCAGUUGUAACUACGUGGGGAUCUCCUGAGUUCUUGUGGCUGUUUGCUGACCUGAUUCACAAAUCCUUCACUUCAGUGGACAUGUGUGCAGCAUGGUAGCAAAAGAGGGCAUUCCUGUGAUGAUUGGAACAUAUUGGAAAGCCUCUACUUAGAUGAAGUGCACCUGAUGUCCAGUGUGAACUAGCACCUUGGUACUUAGAGAAAGUGAAGAAGAAAGAAAUGCAGGCUGCCAUUUCACAAAGUCUGAAGCUGUUUCAAGGAAAAAGGAGUUCAAAGUAAAAGAAGCAAAGUACUUGGGGGAAAAGUAUAAAUCUUCACACAGGAGAAUUCUGAAGCUGCUGUUUCUGUUAGUCUCUUCUCCCUCUCAGCUGCACAGCAGUUCUGUAGAGAGUACCUCUUCCUGCCUGACACCCUCUGGUGCAUGCAAGAAGCUCAAAUGUAAAAUGAGCUGUGGUGGUUGAAGGUCUGUGCACGCAGCAGCCUCCUCCUGGUGGGCCGAUGGUCAAAAAACAGUGCAGCAUUUGGCAUCCUUGGUUUCCCGUCUGCUGUGCCUGUUAAACCAGGUGCUUGAGGAUACAGAAUGAAGUGAAUUGAAUUGCCCUGAGUUAAGAAAAAAGAUGGAAGCAAUUUGUUUGACAGGGUCUGCCACCAAGUUGCUUCUGCAUGUCAGAGGCAUGAGAAACACCAUGUGGGAGCUGCCAAAGUGAGUGUGAAGAUCCUGCUGAUGUUGAUGCAAGCCUGCUCUAAAGAACUGCACAGCUGUUCCAGACAAAGAAAGAACCAUCCCUAGAGUGUUUAUUGCAGUUUUUUGAAUUAAACAUUCACUUUAACUUGCUA
Molecule: messenger RNA, 2490 nt
Organism: Zonotrichia leucophrys gambelii
Lineage: Eukaryota; Metazoa; Chordata; Aves; Passeriformes; Passerellidae
Gene: TAF1D
Product: TATA-box binding protein associated factor, RNA polymerase I subunit D
Exons: 15
Coding region: 377-1447 (356 amino acids)
Biological process (GO): regulation of DNA-templated transcription
Cellular component (GO): nucleoplasm; RNA polymerase transcription factor SL1 complex; nucleus
Source: RefSeq, a predicted model, not a curated record